Purpureocillium lilacinum is the source of this 303-nucleotide messenger RNA. Lineage: Eukaryota; Fungi; Ascomycota; Sordariomycetes; Hypocreales; Ophiocordycipitaceae. The record is from RefSeq and is a predicted model, not a curated record.
AUGCGCCACCACCACCACUCACCACUCACCACUCACCAACCCCCAAGACCACUGGCAACCUCCUACGUAGUCACCACCACCACUAGCGGACACCACAAGCGGCCGCCCAGAAAAAAAUUCCCCGAGUAUCCGAGCCGUGCGUGCGUGCAUGCCGUCACACUUCCCGUCCCAAUUGACUUUGGGCCUUGGCAUGCUGGCCAUGUUCCAGACCAGAUGGGCAUUCUAAGACGCCGGCACGCACCACCUGUACAUAGCAGCGUGGGCAGGGCAGUCGAAGUGGGGGAGUUCCGCAUUCGGCCGUGA